UCUCUUCUGUCUCUGUCUAUUGCCUCGCAACUUCGGGGGCGAAAAAGCAUGGAAAAGGAGGCGAAAGGGGAGGGAGGAUUGUCGAUCUGAACUCGCCAGAAGGAAAGAAACCCAUUUUCUAUGAGUCGUUGCGGAGCCGGAAAAAGCGGGAAAGUUUUCUUUUUGUCCUUCGGAAGGAACAGAGCAUAGUUAGGGAGUGAGUGAAAGGAGUGAGUGGGUGAGUGUGUGUGUGUGUGUGUGUGAUCGGUGGUGAUCAUGGGGGGUGUGACGUCCUCGAUGGCGGCCAAGUUCGCCUUCUUCCCGCCGAGCCCGCCGUCGUACAAGCUGGUGACGGACGACCUGACGGGGCUGCUGCUGCUCAGCCCGUUCCCGCACCGGGAGAACGUGGAGGUGCUGCGGCUGCCGACGCGGCGGGGGACGGAGGUGGUGGCGGUGUACGUGAGGCACCCCAUGGCCACCUCCACCCUCCUCUACUCCCACGGCAACGCCGCCGAUCUGGGCCAGAUGUACGAGCUCUUCAUCGAAUUGAGCAUCCACUUGCGCGUCAAUCUCAUGGGGUACGAUUAUUCAGGGUAUGGACAAUCAUCUGGAAAGCCAAGCGAGCAGAAUACUUAUGCGGAUAUAGAAGCUGCAUACAAGUGUCUCGAAGAUAGUUAUGGCGCUAAGCAGGAAGAUAUCAUCCUUUAUGGACAAUCUGUUGGUAGCGGCCCCACUGUGGAUCUUGCUGCAAGACUGCCUCAGCUAAGGGCUGUUGUUUUGCACAGCCCUAUACUUUCUGGUGUGAGAGUCAUGUAUCCUGUAAAGCGUACAUACUGGUUUGAUAUAUACAAGAAUAUUGACAAAAUUCCACUGGUUAAUUGUCCAGUCCUCAUCAUUCAUGGAACUGCAGAUGAAGUUGUCGAUUGCUCCCACGGGAAGCAACUAUGGGAACUGUGUAAGGAGAAGUAUGAACCCUUAUGGAUUAAAGGCGGAAAUCACUGUGAUUUAGAGCUCUACCCUGAAUAUAUAAGGCAUCUUAAGAAGUUCAUAACUACUGUCGAGAAGUCUCCUUCCCAAAGAUACAGCUCCAGGCAAAGCACGGAUCAGUUUGAACAGCCCCGCAAGAGCACUGAUGUGUACGAAGUGUCUAGAAAGAGCACCGACAGGAGAGAGAAGCCGAGGAAGAGCACGGACAGGCCUGAGAAGCUGAAAAAUCAGGGUCUCAGUGCUGAUAAGCUUGAGAAAUUACGAAUGUCUUUUGACCACAUGCAAAGGUCCCGGAGAAGUGUGGAUUGCCACGAGAAAUCCAGAAAGAGCAUCGAUCACCAGUUGGAAAAGGCACGGAAGAGCGUCGACCGGUUGGAUCGGAUACGAAAUGGAUAAGAUUUUAAAACAGAUACCAGAAGCGAAACACAGCAACCCGAUCAUCCUAUCUUGUCAAAUUUACCACUGUGUAAUUUUAUGCAUGACCUUGGUUGUGUGGGCAUUAUUGGUUUACUUGGAUUAUGUUUUCUCUGGUUGUGUAGUUGGCUCCGGCUGUGGGAUCUCUAUAUCACUAUGGCAAAAAGAAAAGAGGUUUUGGCGUUUAAUUGAA
Molecule: messenger RNA, 1573 nt
Organism: Syzygium oleosum
Lineage: Eukaryota; Viridiplantae; Streptophyta; Magnoliopsida; Myrtales; Myrtaceae
Exons: 5
Coding region: 256-1362 (368 amino acids)
Source: RefSeq, a predicted model, not a curated record